Crotalus tigris (Tiger rattlesnake) is the source of this 1836-nucleotide messenger RNA. RefSeq names its product ankyrin repeat domain 9 (gene ANKRD9). The record is from RefSeq and is a predicted model, not a curated record. Gene Ontology annotation, molecular function: protein binding. The transcript is spliced from 2 exons. Bases 685 to 1572 code for a protein of 295 amino acids. NCBI's taxonomy places the organism in Eukaryota, Metazoa, Chordata, Lepidosauria, Squamata, Viperidae.
AGGCUCUGGACAGUUCCCCGGUCCUGACCGACCUUCACCGGACUGGAGCAGGGAGGGCAUAAAAGAGCCCGGAGGAGGCAAUUGGAGUUUGGCCGCCGCUGUCGCCACCACUGCUGCUGCUGCUGAGCCAGACGACUGCGCGGCGGCGACUGCUGCUGUUCCUGCCCGCUGCUUCUCCUUGGCUGCUUCUCCUUGGCUGCUUCCUCCGAAAAAGAACGGCGGUCGCGCUCGGUGCAGCCGGGAGCCCAGCACAGCCGCUGUUCUUCCGCAGGGGGAGGAGAGCGCAGGCAGCGGAGGAGCGCACGGGGGCGGGGAAAAAGCCGCGGCUGCCGGACUCCCUCUGGUGCGUUGCGCGCGGCCGCAGCCAGAGAAAAGCAGCGAGCGGGGAAGCGGCUCAUUCAUUCCUACAGCCAGCCCCGAGGAAGAACCGGCACAACCCGCAAGCGAAUCCCACCUGGCUGCAUUCUUUUGCGACCGAAAGAAGGGCUUUGAUCCCGCUUCUCCUUCACUCCGGCCGAGUCCGUGAAUGCCAGAUCUAACCCCAGGGCGGUUCGAAAGGCCAGCAGGCUGGCUGGGAGUUUUGGGGUGGAGACGUGUGAGCCUUCCUCCGUCUUCUUGAAUCUUCAUGAGAAAAAGAUCUGAUAGCCAAGAAGGAAGCCCUUCCCUGUGAAUUUGACUUCAAGGAUGCCCUGGAACGUCAAACGGUUGAAUAACUGCAACAGCCACAGCUCCCAGUCACAGAAACAAUGCAAGAAAUCCUCUUUUGCUUUCUAUCAAGCUGUGAGAGACCAGCUACCAGUGUGGUUCUUGGAAGACAUGAGGUGCAUGGAGGUUUUCCACUGGCAAGAAGGAGGCAAAGUCAGCACAUAUUCGCCUUCAGAGGCACUGCUCUAUGCCCUGGUACACAACCACCAGCCUUAUGCCCGAUAUUUACUGAGUCAAUUUCCUAAAAGUGCCCUGGCAAUACCCAGCCUUCAUUUCAGCUGCUGCCACUCUUCAGCUCCUCACUUAGCUAUGGCUGUCCGUUACAAUCGUAUCCAUGUCCUUGUAGAGAUUCUGAAGGCCAUCAAAAACUUUCCAGUAAGCGACCGAGCUACCUAUUUGGAUCGCCGAGGUUGCAGUCGAGUAGAAGGUGGCAAAACAGCUCUUCAUGUGGCUUGUGAACUGACAAGGCCAGAAUGUUUGAUUUUGUUGCUGGGACACGGAGCCUCACCUUGCCUUCACGAUUGUGCUGGGAACACACCUUUAGACCUACUUCUACAACAAAUUUGGGAGAGUCCAGCAUCAAAUCUCUGCACGAAGCUUCUCCUUCUGGACUCACUCUUGCUCUUCUUGCCUCCAGGCUUCCAUUUCGCCAUGAAACAGCAGCUCCAGGAAGAACAGCAACCAUGGCAGGGCCUUCUGGGUGAUAGCCGAUAUCAAUGGUUGGCUGGUUUUGCCCCUUUCUCUCUCUUUGUUAGAUCCAUGCAAGUUUUAAUUGGGAGCACUUCACCUGAACAUUUCCCAGAGGCUCUGGAUGGUCUACCUUUGCCGCACUUUCUGAAACCUUUGGACUUGAAGUUGAAGGGCUAAGGUUAUAAGCUAGAGACCCCUUCUCUCACUUUUACUCCCUCUCUUCCUCACCUUUCAGUUGCUGCUUGUGUGAUGAAAAUAGGUUGUGUGGAGAACCCAUGUGCUGAAAAUGAAAUCUUUGUGGGAGAAGGAGAAACACUUGUUUUAAUUAGAGACUUUUUUCCAAAGAUUUUAAUAUGUUGUGUUUUAUUUAACUAUUGCUCAGUCGGAGAGAGUGGAACACCUAAAGUGUAUUCUAAAAAUAAAUUUCAUUUUAUGGCAGGA